ACGAGAGACUUCCUGUUCCUUCCUUACAGUACAGUACAGUGGGCGCUGCGCGUUGCAUUGUGGGGGUGCAAAUACAGCGCAGAAAGAACAGCGGGGCGCACAAAGGAAUGAAAAUAGCACCUCGGCAACUUUUAACACGAGCCCGUUGUAAUGUGAAUUCAUGUGAGCAUUAAUUAAACUACGAAUCUUGGCGGCUGGCAGGCUGACAACAGCCAGGAGAGCGGGGGAUGUGAGUGAGGGGAGAGGAGCGGAGGGCGCACCGCUGUCUCCGAUUGCUUUUUGUCAGCUGAGCUGUUUGCAUCAUCCCGAGGCCCCGCCGUUAUCACAGGCCUCUCCCGAGAAGGACGCAUUUCCUGUACACUGUCAGAAAGGGACUCCAAUAUGGGGGUCAAAACCUUCACCCACAGCUCCACAUCCCACAGCCAGGAGAUGCUCGAGAAGCUCAAUGCUUUGCGCAAUGAGGGUCAUUUAUGUGAUGUUACCAUCCGGGUCCAAGACAAGCUCUUCCUGGCCCACAAAGUGGUUCUGGCAUGCUGCAGCGAAUUUUUUCGCUCCAAACUGGUGGGCCGGCCAGAGGAGGAGGACAAGUUUGUAUUGGACCUUCAUCAUGUGACCGUUAGCGGUUUUGCUCCCUUGCUGGAAUAUGCCUACACGUCUACGCUCUCCAUCAGCACAGAGAAUAUCAUCGAUGUCCUGGCAGCUGCAAGUUACAUGCAGAUGUUCGCUGUAGCUAGUACGUGUUCAGAGUUCAUGAAGUCAAGUAUUCUUUGGAGCCCGGGGAACAACAACAAUAACAACAACAUCCCGACAGAAAAACCACACGAGUCAGCACCAGAGAGCGCCUCAUCGAACUGUGCCCUGACGCCGCUGGAUGGCAGCGUGUCACCUGUGUCGUCCGACUGCAGCGUGAUGGAGAGGAACGUUCCCAUAUGUCGCGAGUCACGGCGGAAACGCAAAAGCUUUGUAACAAUGGCGUCACCCGAGAGUCCCCUCAAAUGCACUACACAGAUGGUCACCACAUCCCCUCAGAUCCCAAACCCGUCUCCCUCGUUCUCGGACAGCACGGCGCAGCCCGUGGAGUCCUCUUUAGCCUUUCCAUGGACUUUCCCAUUUGGCAUUGACCGGAGGUUUCACUCGGAUAAGUCGAAGCUCCCGGAGAGCCCUCGUUGUUUAGAGCAGGGCACCCCUGGUACGUCAGAGGUAGUGGUUGGUCGGCGACUUAGUGACUUCCUGACGUGCGAGAGCUCCAAGGUGGUGGCGUCGCCGGCGACGGCAGAGGAGGAGGAUGUACGGGUGAAGGUGGAGCGUCUCAGUGAUGAAGAAGUCCAAGAGGCGUCGUCGCAGCCAGUCAGUGCUUCUCAGAGCUCGCUGAGCGACCAGCAGACAGUGCCUGGGAGUGAACAGGUUCAAGAGGAGCUCCUUAUUAGCCCACAGUCAUCCUCCAUAGGGUCAAUGGAUGAGGGAGUGUCGGAAGGCUUGCCGUCAAUGCAGAGCACUUCAAAUGCUGGCGGACAUGCAGAAGAUGACGAGAGACUGGAAGGUAUCCAGUAUCCAUACCACCUCUACAUCAGCCCCUCAGCACGGCCCGGCACCAACGGCCCUGACCGGCCCUUUCAGUGUCCAACCUGCGGAGUUAGAUUCACACGUAUUCAAAACCUGAAACAGCACAUGCUCAUACACUCUGGCAUUAAACCCUUCCAGUGUGACCGCUGUGGGAAAAAGUUCACACGGGCCUACUCCCUAAAGAUGCAUCGGCUGAAGCACGAAGGUAAACGCUGUUUCCGGUGCCAGAUUUGUAGCGCCACAUUCACGUCCUUCGGUGAAUAUAAGCACCACAUGAGGGUCUCCCGACACAUAAUCCGCAAGCCGCGGAUUUAUGAGUGCAAAACGUGCGGCGCCAUGUUCACCAACUCUGGCAAUUUAAUUGUACACCUGAGGAGUCUGAACCAUGAGGCAUCCGAACUAGCAAACUACUUCCAGAGCAGUGAUUUCCUCGUGCCCGACUACCUGAGCCAGGUACAGGAGGAGGAGGAGGCGCUGGGAGUCCAGUAUGAGCUGGAGGAGUCCCAACACCACCCGGUCUACCCGGGCAGCAACUCCACCACCAGUGCCGCCUCGUCCUCCUCCUCAGUGCAGAUGCCCGUCAUCUCCCAGGUCUCCUCCUCCACGCAGAAUUGUGAGAGUUCCUCUGGCUUCCUCUCACCUGAGCCCUUGGAUCCCCUGGAAGCCCCAGCCUCCCAUAAGAUGGACGCAGACGAGACGGCAGCCAUGACAGAGGAGACCAAGAUGGACAACCAUGUAGGAGGCAGUUCCCCAGAGGUGUUUGAAGAAGAGCAGCAGCAUGCCCAGGCCAAGGAGGUGGCUUCCAUUACCAUAGAGUGAUUAAAAGUCUUCUACCUGCCCAUCAUGUCUUAUUUUGCAGUCAUGUCAUAUGGGAAUAUCUGUCGAAAUGAUUUGAUGGCGGAAAAGGGACUUGGAUAUGUGAAGCCAUCAAGACACAGUGAUUUCUGAAGACGUCGUUUGGCUUGAUUAUGUUUUUUUUUUUUUUUUUUCACAGAUGCACUUAUUUGUAAAUGAUAUUUGUCUUUAUGUUCUUUGCAAUGAUAGUAUAAUGUCCUUACCUUGACUGAUAGAUGAGAUUUCAGUAGGCCGGAAUAUCUGGCUGUCAAAGCAUUUGUACCACCUGGAAAUGAGAGUAUACAGUAUAUUUAAUCGUCAUUUUAACUAGGAAGGUUGUUUUUUUCCCAUAUGACGUGAAUGCAGCACUAGCUAAAGUCAUUUCUGUCUUAGCCAAUUUGAGGUCUGUUAAAUCCAAGCCUUGCUCUACUUUUGGAAAGUGCCUGAGAGUUCCCGUUUUAACAAAAUAAGAAAAAGAGGUCUUGACUUUGCCGACAGUGACAAAUCAAGUCUUUGCAAACUGAGCUAAAGGAAAAAAAGUCCUUGUACUUCAUUUGUAGUGGUGAUGCUCGUUUGUUUGGGCAGAGACUGUGUUAUUCCUUCAGUGCCGUCGCUAUAGGCAAACUGUUCAAUGUCAAUAUUAUCUAUACUGCAAUAGCUUGUACUGUAGUUUUACUAUUUGAAUGCUCUGUAUGUUGGGUGUUGUGAAAUAUGAUAUGUCAGGUGUGUGUAUGUGCACUUCUUUAUCAAUAUGAAUACAGUACAUUUCAUUUUUAAAUGUUUAAAACUUGAAAUAUAUUGACAAGCUAUUCCCUAAAGACAUUUGCGCGGUCUAUAAUUUUGUGACCUGUGUAUUAUUUUUUAAUGAACACUGUUGUGUGUCUUCAAUCUUCUAAGCUCUAGGAGUUUAGAUUAGCUUGGAAAUCGACAAAUAGUUUUGUUUUGAAAAUCAACCGACUUAAUGACUAAGAGUGAAUGAGAUGAGGUGAAAUUUAUGUUAAACAUAAACAUUUUUUUAAAUUUGGAGUUACACGGUUGUCUCACAACUACAAUGUUAUCUUCCAAAAACGGUCUCUGAGAUAAUGUAGCAUUUCAUCCCAGCUAGAGUUCGGCCUGUUCGACGACUGACAGUUAAUUCAACUUAAAUCCUGAUUUCUCAGUGGCUGAUGUUUUAGGACAUUGCUUGACUGUUUGAGAGAUGUUGCACACAGGUACAACGUGAUUGUCUGUAUUUUGUCUUGAGGUUCAUCGCCUUUUGUUUUGUUUGUUUUUUUUUUUCUUCACCUAAUUGUCACAAAGGGAAACGGCACAUUGCGUAAGUUUCCCUAACAUUUACACUCACUCAGCACUUCCUUAGGAACUAUUGAAAACCUUGUUUUCCCUGACGCGUUCCAAAUCAAGUAUGUUAACGUACGUAAUGGGAACUCAGUCAGGGACGCUUUUAAUUACGAUACAGUCCACAGCAAGGAAAAUAAAACUUUGACUUUUCUGACGGUGUCAACAAAACCGAACACGUUUGAGCUUUGUGAAAAUAAACAACAUGACAGAACUGUUGUAUUGGACUGCGUUAGAUCGCCAAGAUGUUCCUAAUAAAGUGCUAAGUGAGGGUACGUUUACUGUAUAUCUGCUGCCUGGAGGCAGGAGGCCGCGGCUGUUUCCGAUCACAUCACGCGGCCGCUGCGUGUCGAUGUGUCAGUACUGCUUUAGAAGCAAACAGAAGUGCGCCGGCGUGUGAAUGCAAAUACUGUGAGUUGAAUCAUUCUAAAUGAUAAAUGUGCGUUCGGAGCUUAUCAGCACAGUUCGGCAGUAGGCUGUCUUUGAUGUUACUAAUUCACUUACUUUGUUGUGCUGACUUUGGGUCAAUCCUCCAACUCCUGUUACGUGUUGUUGUGCCAACAUGGUUGUCAUUCUGUUCUUGGACAUAGUUGUGCCUGUAUUAUGAGAAGAUAAUGACACCCAUGGGGAUAAUCCAUGAGUUGAAUGCUACUGACUGUGACUGGGUUUCUUGUUCAGUUUAAUUUCCUACCCCCUAAAAGUAGCCGGCAUUUUUAAACGAUCCCAGCAGGUUGUAAUAUUUCACAUACAGGGUUGAUUGUAAAUGUGAAGGUGAAUAUUCAUAUUCACAGAAAUCCAAGGAAAGCUGUCUUAAUAAGAUGCUGGUGUCACCCUGUGCCAUUCUAUCAGUCACUUUUUAAAUGUUGUGCCAUUUGCCCUUUUUAUCUGGGUACAAAUCAAGCUUUUUCCUACAGGACCAAAUGUUCUCUAUCUUAUUGGGGAUUUGCCAUGGCAAUCAGUAAUUGCACAUAAUAAAAGAAAGAGAUAAUCAUUGUAAAUGGUCCAUGCUAUUUAGCAAAGGGGUCCUGCUGUUUAAUCCCCUCCUUAAAACACUGUAUGAUGUUGUGCAUUUAAGAGGCUAGCCUUAGUAAACGGACCUAUAAACUCUAGUUGCACAAUGUCAAAAUUUCAAAAGAAAAAAAAUGUUUUUCUAUUCUCCAUUUGUAUUUCAUGCUUUUCAUCUGUUGUGUUCCGUGUCUGUAUUAAAGAAAAAAAAAUCUUUUAUAUAAUGAAAUGCUGCUGUUUGUUGAAAAGCAAAAGUGCCCAAAAUAUUUUUGUGAACCAAUGGUGUGCAAUAAAUGGACUGGUGUUGUUUUAAAUUUGUCUUUGGAAUGGUGAAUUUUAUAUAUAUACAUAUAUAUACAGUGUAUAUAUAUGUAUAUAUAUAUAUAUACACAUAUAUCGAUAUAUUACAAAAGAAUGUAUCUUUUUGUUUCAAUCAAAUGUGAUGGGAGCUGAAUCAAAUAGACAAGGACCCUAUUUGAUAUGUGAAUUAUUGAACAAGGCUUUGACAUCAAACGACUGGUUCUUUUCAACUCCUUUGUGUUGGUUUCUGAAGUUGCAUGUCCAUAUCGUUCUGUGAAGUGAAAGCGCAUGUCUUGGGUUGGCGGUGCGUUCUGUCAAGGCCUUAUUUGUUGAUGACUCUUCAUCCAGUGUACCUAUGAUCUGUUGUUCAGCAUGCCCUCUUUUCUUUCUGUAUGUUAUCCCUUUUUAUGUGCUAUGUUUUAAAAUUACCUUGACCAUAUAGAGGACAUGCCUUUUCAAUGUAGACUUGAUGUUGUAUACGUUUUCCAGUCCAUAUGGUUUAUUUAAAAUAUAGGAAAAUACAAGAAAAACAAACUGGUAGCUCUUCAUAAUGGCAUAUAUUUUUGGUGAUUUUUGUAUUAUGGUUGCUGUUUAUGGCAUCUUUGGAUAUUCUUGUUAAAUGUGAAUAGAACAGCUUAGCCUGGGAAUACGGGGGGCCUCGGUAGUCUUUGUGACUGUCUGCAGUGUGUGUGUAUAUAUAUAUAUAUGAAUAUAAAGUAUAUACACUCAUAAUAUGUUGCAUAUUCUUUAUACAGUAGGCUACUUGAUUACAACCUGCUUUGAGACAGAUGUUGUAUUUUGUGUCUUUGAUACGGUAUUUAAACCAUAGUUUGGAGAAGCUGUACAAAAACAUCCCAGAAUGCAACCUGCACACUGUAUACGGAGAACUGACGUUUGUGGUGUUGAGUGUUUUAACUGGAUCAUUUUCCACAGUUGGCUGUUUAAAACUGACAAGACCACUCUGUAAGAGUUUAUGGUUGUUCUUGAAUUUUUUGCUAGUGUUCUGGCUUCGCAGUCCGUUGUUCUUAAAAAGACUUGUUUUUGUAAAAGUAUAAAAUGUAAAUAAAAAAAAAAAGUCAGAAUAAGUCAA
This is a messenger RNA of Mugil cephalus (flathead mullet), 6127 nucleotides long. It is a transcript of the gene zbtb44, whose product is annotated as zinc finger and BTB domain containing 44. The transcript is spliced from 6 exons. Lineage: Eukaryota; Metazoa; Chordata; Actinopteri; Mugiliformes; Mugilidae. The record is from RefSeq and is a predicted model, not a curated record. Gene Ontology annotation, molecular function: protein binding. The coding region runs from base 382 to 2382 and encodes 666 amino acids.